Messenger RNA from Episyrphus balteatus (marmalade hoverfly), 8810 nucleotides. RefSeq names its product transcription factor dcp-66 (gene simj). NCBI's taxonomy places the organism in Eukaryota, Metazoa, Arthropoda, Insecta, Diptera, Syrphidae. The transcript is spliced from 11 exons. Gene Ontology annotation, cellular component: NuRD complex. Gene Ontology annotation, biological process: negative regulation of transcription by RNA polymerase II. The record is from RefSeq and is a predicted model, not a curated record. The coding region runs from base 1537 to 4236 and encodes 899 amino acids.
UUUAUUAUACGUCGGUGUGUCUGGCUAGAAGUGUGUGCAGCUCGCUCGUCGGUUUCGUCGGACCUGUGCAUAGAGAAAAAUAUAUACAAUUAAAAAAAAAAACCAUAGAAGAAAAAUACAAUUUUUCAUUAUAUUUCUCUGUGUUUUAAAACAAAAUACAAAAAAUACAUUCUUUUUGUAUUCUUAUGUUUAUCAACAUUUUUUGGUGAAAUAUUUACAUUCUCUUCUGAGAUAAAAAAAAGUAAUUACCUUUUCCUAUCAAAAAAAAAAAUUCUCACAUCUUCAAGAAGUGCAAACUGUGAAGAAGAAAAAAAAAAGAAAAAAGAAGAUACACAGUUUUGAAUUUGAAUUGAAGUUCUCUUUUUUUUUUUUUGUCUGUCGUCUUCCAUUCAAUUCUUUUAAUCAAACGAUGCGAUAAUCGAUUUAGUGUGUGUCGUUUUGUAUUAAAAAUUUCUGUUUGAAUGUGUAUGUGUUUCGGUGUUCAGCGCGGCAUAAAUUUUCUUCCAACUUUUCUAUCGGUGUGUGUGUGUCUUUAUUUGCCUCUCUCUCUUCCUCGUGUCUUUUCUCUUGGCUGUGUUCACGCGCGGUGACACACAAACACUUGUGCAUUAUGUAAAAUAGAGGAAGAGGCAAUCAAAAGAGGAUCGACAAGAAAAACCAACAAAAAAAAAGUUUUUCAAUCUAUAAAAAAUAUUUUUUUAUCACCUUUUCUUCGCACUUCCAAUUUUUAUAUUAUCUAUUUUCUUUAAUCAUUUCCAAAACAAAUGAAAUUUACAGUUAUAUUGUUGUUAUUGUUUUUGCGAAAAUAUAAUAAAAUGUCACUUUUUUUUUUUACAAUUCAGCCAAUAAUGGCUGUGUCCAGUGAUUAUUGAAGAAAAAAAUUUAAGAAGUUUUUCGGGAAUUAGGGUGUCUCGGCUAAGAAACAAAACAAAAACUUUCUUAACUUGCUACUGCUGAUAGAAUUUGCAGUAAUUCACGUGCUUUUUUUUAAACAGAUAGAAAAAGCAAUACAAAAAAAAAAAUCACAAAAACGAAUAUAAAACAGAAAGAAGUAAAGUGAGUGGCCCGCCACCACCGCUAACAGCGCCACCACAUCCCCUUUCAUUAUCAAAGUGAAAGAAGUGCAAGAAAAAGAUGCAAAAUUAAUUCAAAUAAAAUUUAAAGGAAAAAGCGAAAUAGAAAGAAAAAAAUGUUUCUUGUGUACACAAUUAAAUUUUUGUUGCAUCUGGAAACAAUCUAUAUAUCUGUACUGACGUGUAGAGCGCGAGAUUAUAUAUCUACACCAAAGUGGUAUAUAUUGCCACCGCAUCGGACAGCGCCAAAGUCUCACCUCACCUCACCGACCGUUGGUCGUCGUCGUUCAUCGUCCAGAGACCAAAGAGGUGUAUAGAGGAGAAAGAGAAGAAGAACCAGAAACAAGUAGAGGAGGCCAAUCUAAACGAUCGUUUUUUUGAAAUUAUUGACCCCACUGUGUUGUCGCUGUGCUGCCAUCGUCAUCGCUGCAGGGCGUCGUUUAAUCGUCGCCAUAAAAAUUAAAUGGCUAAAAUGGAUGUUGACGAUGUGGUCGAUUUGAGUUUAGGUUCUGGAAGAGACUCUCUAACCAUAACUCAAGCCACAGUAAGAGAUUUGCGUGCAUUGACCCAAAACGCUGGUUUAACAAUAACACCCGCACCGCCACCACUUAAUAAUUUUGUCGAACAACAAGAUGAGAAUAAAGUUCAACGGAGAGUCUUACGUCCCCGUACUGAACCGAAAUCAUAUGCCGAAGCACCUGAUAUAGUGCUAUUGCCGGCCCGUGUCAAUGGACGGGCUCAAAAUGGAAAUAUUGAUUCAGAGACUGACGAUGAAGAAAUGCCACCAUACUAUCCGAUCAAAGAACUCACUCCAGCUGAGCUGAGAGAGCGUGAAAAGGGAUUGCGAAAAUUGCGUGAAGAUCUGCGUAACGAAGAAACCAAAUUGGUUUUGUUGAAAAAGCUGAAACAGUCGCAACAUGUGAUGAAGGAGAAUUUGGUGGUGACACCAACAAAUGUCUCACCAACUACGAACAAUAAUAAUCCGCUAGCAUCGAUUCCGGCGGCUUUAACAAAAGGAUCGUUGAGUGUGACGCCCACGAAUGUAGUGCCACUUCCUGCCCAUUCAAAAGGACGACCUUCUCCUGUUUUAAAUUUAAAUUCGAAUCAACUUUAUAGUAAUAACAAUACAAGCAUUAGUCGUUGUCAACCCCAAUCUGGUCGAUCGAAUACAACUAUACUUCCCCCGCCACGCUCAUCUCUGCCAGGUGGAGCAACAUUGACAGCUGGAAGUAGUUCAUCAUCUGUGCAUCGGACAAGUUCAAUAUUGCCACGUACCGGUUCGAAUCUCACCAUAACACCAUCAGUGACAAUAACACCUACAUCAGCACCACCAUCGGGAAUUAAACCACGCAAUCUAAGUAUUUCGGAUAAUUCAAAGGUAUCUGGAUCUAUAAGCAAUUCUGUGUCCAUUACCCCCGCCCCACCACUGCUUUCGCAACAGCAGCAGCAGCCGCCGCAUCAACAGCAGCAACAACAACAACAGCAACAGCAGCAUAAUGAGUUAAAGAGUGACCGCUCAUCGACGAGAGAAGAAGUUCAAAGUCCCGCUCAAAGACAGGCAGCCGCCAAAUUAGCAUUAAGAAAACAGUUGGAAAAAACUCUGCUUCAAAUACCACCACCAAAACCUCCACCACCAGAAAUGCAUUUCAUACCGAAUCCCAGCAAUACGGAAUUCGUAUAUCUUCUGGGCUUAGAGACCGUGGUUGAUUAUCUUAUGACAAAGGAUAAAAAGCCAACGACUGUACUUCCGCCAUUUAGAUGUGCGCAGUGUAAGAUUGACUUCACCCCCGUUUGGAAAUGGGAGAAGCAAGGUAAUAAGGAUCCUAAAGUCAUUUGUGAACAAUGUGUGACGACAAAUGUGAAGAAGGCUCUCAAGGCAGAGCAUACAAACCGACUGAAACAGGCUUUUGUUAAAGCUUUGCAACAAGAACAAGAAAUUGAACAAAGGCUCGCCACACAAAGUAGUCCAUCGCCAGUAGAUUCUCAUGCAUCGCAUUCAUCGACGCCAGUUCCGCCCCCAUCAUCGAUGAUUAUGAUACCGACUAAAUGUCAAACCCCAACACCGACUCCCACGCCAACGCCGCGACCAACACCACCACCACCAAGUAGUCAGCCGACACCUCCACCGCCGCCACCAACAACACCGCGAUCGUCGCGGCAGCAGCAGCAGCAUUACGAUCUAAGUCCAAGUACUCCAUCGCCGAGUCCGAUGUCAGUGGCAGCAGCGGCUGCUGCUGCCGCAGCUGCGGCGUCAGUUUCUGCUCAACAACUGCAACAACAACAGCUGCAACAUCAACAACAAUUGCAACAACAACAGCAGCAAUUACAACAACAACAACAGGCGUUGCAACAGCAAGCUCUUCAGCACCAACAACAGCAACAAAGAGAACAGCAACUUCAACAAAGAGAGCAACAACUACAAAGAGAGCAGCAACAACAACAGCAAAGGGAACAGCAGCGUGAACAGCAGAGAGAACAACAAAGAGAGCAGCAAAGAGAGCAGCAGCGAGAACAGCAAAGAGAGCAACAAAGAGAACAACAAAGAGAGCAACAAAGAGAACAGCAACGAGAACAGCAAAGGGAGCAACAGAGAGAACAGCAGCAACAGCAAUUGCAGCAGCAGCAAAGAGAACAGCAAGCACAACAACAACAUCAACAACAGCAGCAACAACAACAGCAGCAGCAACAACAAUUUUCGCCGACAGCGGCAGCAGCAGCAGCAGCCGCUGCAGCAGCACAACUUAAUGCACUCGGCAGCUUACCGGGACUAAAUAAUUUGGCCGGCCUAGGCAAUUUAGCUAAUCUUGGCAAUUUAGGCAAUUUGGGUAAUUUAGCCAAUCUUGGAAGUUUAGGUAAUAAUUCACCUGCUGCAACAGCCGCUGCAAUGCAAGCAUUCCAACAGCAGCUAUUUAGAGCUUUGGCAGGCUCCAACCCACAACAUAUGAUGCAGUUUACACCUUUGCUCUACUCAUAUCAUAUGGCUAUUGCACAAGCUCAAGCAGCUGCUUUCAAUAACAAGAAAAAUGUCUCCUCCAGUAAGAAUGCACCUAGUUUAGCAGAUAUACAACGUGCAGCUGAAAUGCAACGACAGUAUUUACUCGAAAUGAUCCCACCCCAAGCGCCGGGACCGAGUAAUAGUCGUCAGAAUAACUGGAAGACUUAAAAAUACCAAGUUUGUUCAAAACAAAAAAAAAUCGACAGUUAGAAUACAGCAUAAAACAUCCAUAAAAUCAAAUAAAAUAAAACAUGCCCCACAUCCUCCAAAUCAAAUUUAAAAAAAUGGACAAGAAAUACAGCGGGAAACUGUUUUCAAAAAAUAAUAAAACAAAAAACAAUAAUUGCAAACAAAACAACAAAAAAGCAAUUUAUUUAAAUUUAAAAACAUAAUAAACUUUUUUAUAAUUUCACAAAAAAAAAAAAAAAAAAUUAUGUUUCCAAUUUGCUUGAUUAAAUUAAAUUUUGCAUUAAUCAGAAACAUUAAUAUUAUGUUAGUUAUAGCUCAAUUCAGAUGCAAAACAAAACAAAAAAAAAAUAUCUAUAAAUACACAAAAAAAAAACAAAAAACAAAAAAAAAUGCAAGUGAACAUUAAGUUUUCUAAGUAAUGUAAUUAUUAUAUUAAAUAUAUAUAUAUUGAUAGAAUUUUAUAUUUAUAUGUAAAUGUAUUGAUGUAUGAAUGAAUUCAAUUUUUUUUGUUUGUUUGAUUGAUUUUUUUUUUAAAUAACAAACAAAAAAAAAGCAAAACAAAAGAAACAAAAUGCUGCAACAUGCAAAAUCUAAGUAUAAACUUAUUUUAUAAAUACAUAUAAUUUUAGAAAAUAAACUUUCACUGUAAUUAUUAUUAUUAGUAUACCUUAAUUCUUUUUUUUUUAAUUAAAUUUAAUUUAUUUAAACAAAAAAAUAAAAUCGUAAAGAAAAGCACACACACAAACACACUCAUAACCCGACAAAACAAAUAAAAACUACUGAUAUAAAAAAAAAUAGAUUUUAAACAAAAAAAUAUAAAUCAAAAACAAUAAAAUAAAAAAAAAAAACUGCAAUUUUUACAGGCUUAUAUUACAAAACAAAAAACAAUUAUAAACUAAAAAACAAACAUCUUAGUUAAUAUUAGUUAUGUUUUUUCAUUACAAUGUAAUUGUUAUUUCUUUUUAUGUAAAUUAUUACAAUUUAUUAUUAAAAUAAAAAAAAAAUAAAACUUAGUACGAUAAAUAAUUUUCCAAAAAAAAAAAAAUUAAAAUAAAAUAAAAAUAAAAAUGUUUUGCUUCUUGAUCGUACAAAUUAAUUUUUAAUUCGUUUAAUUAACAAUAGAUAAAUAUUUUAUUUUUAAUUUAAAAUAGCGAUAUAUUAAUUUAAACAAAAUGAAUUUCUACCAGAUUAAACAACAACAACAACAAAAAAAGAAAUACAUAAAUCCUAAUAGAAAUUUUUUUCACAUAGAAAAUAUAGUACCCAAGACAUACAAAAAAAAUAUUCAAUCAAAUUAUUACAAACCUUAAAAAUAAAAUAAAACAAUUAAAUAAAACAAAAACAUUUCUACAAUCAACAAAAUGGAUACCACCAUUUUUUUUCUCCUUAACAUUUAAUACAAACAAAAAAAAAUUAAAUCAAAAUAUUAUUAAAAAUGUACUUUAGUUUGUUUUGUUGUUGUCAGGGAUAUAUAAAAAAAGAUGAUCGAUGCCUUAGUUUUGUUUUAUUGUAUGUAUUUUUUUUUAUUUCGUUAACUGCCUGUUUUGUUAAACUAAUUAUAUAUGAAAAAAUUAAAAUUAACUUUAUUUUCAAAUUUUGUUUUUCAUAUAUACGUAAAUAUAAUAAUUAUUGUAUGCCAUUGGCAAAAGAAAAUUGAGGAAAGAAAUUUUUUUAUAUGUUUUAUUAUUUUCGUUUAUUCUAAUUUUAGUUUUAGUGUAGUAGAUCUUUUUAAAACUUGUAAAUAAGAAAUACCGGUGUUUUAAAAUAAUAAAUAUUAAAAAAAAAAAUAUUAAAAUUUUUUGUUUGAUUUUAUUUUGUAUUGGCUUGAUUAUGCUUGGAUUUAUAAGAAAAAAGAUAACCAUAUACUUGCCGACGGAUGGCAAACAAUUAUUCGAUUCACGCAAUACAAAUAACGCUUAUUCUUUUCAGGAAAUGAUACCCUAUUAUUUAAACGGUCAGAGGAUAAGAACAUAUUAUUUUUUUUUUUCUUGAGAAGUUUUUUAUAAAAACUUGAUUUAUGUUCAGAAAUAAAAAAAAAGAUAUUUUAAUCAAAUGCAGAAAUAUUUUCUUUUUUUAAUUAAAUUGACUAGUUACACUAAUACAUGAAUGGCAAAAGAAAAAAAAUAUGAACGUUGUUUAAUGUGUCAAUUAUUAUAAAUACAUAGCAAAUAGAUUGAAUGAUAAAGAAAAGAAAUAAUGAGAAAAAGAAUUACAUAUUCAAAAAUAUAAAACAGUUUUUAAUUUAGUUUACUGGUUUUUCAUCAUUAUGUCCAUCAUAAAUAAAUUGGAAAUCAAAUUCAUAAACAUAACUCAACAAAAUAUGACUAAUAUAAUAGUGUUCUCGUUUAAAUCAAGAAUUCAACUUUAAACUUAUCGUUAUCUUUGCUUAUAUUUUUAGUAUAAUUUUAGUAACUGACAUUUAAAAAAGAAAGUACGACUGAAUAGAUCCAAAUCGAUUUGUAAUCAAUUUUGUUUAUUGAAAUGAAAUUCCAUAUUUAACUUUUCGUUCGUAGCUUCGACCUUUCAAAACUGAUUUAUGGACUUUAUCGAUCAUUGUUGCAAUAACAAAAAAGGAAUUCAAAUCGGAAAGAAAUUAUCAGCCUUCUUACCGAAAUCUCUUUUACUAAAAUGGUAAAAAAACGACUCGCUCUAGAACUAGGAAUUGAUGAUUGAUUGAAUUAAAAAACAGUUUGUUUUUUUCUCAAAGUAACAAAAGUAUUUCGGGAGGACAAAUUUCUACGUGAAACUCAGGAAAAAGCUGAUUGUGAAAUCAGCUAUGCUCAAAAAAUACUCCUAAUUAAGAACUAUUUUUCAAGUUGGAAAGUGAUCAGACAUAUAUAGCUGAAAAAAAACUUCCCGUUUAUGCAAUUUAGUCCCUUAUGUAUUUCGAAAAGAGUAUUAAACGUUCGACUUAAAGCAAUUAGUUACAUUGUUAGUUUCACGUGAAAACGAUUCCACCCGGAAAAAUUGAAUUUCACUUUUCACGAAUUGUGAGUUACGGAUGAAAAGUUGUUCACUUUCGGGUGAAAAAAUGUUCACAUGAACCUCACGUUAGGGCUAAAUUAUUUAAAAAAUCCGUGCAGCAGAAAAAUUUCGGUUAAAAAUUUAGAUGGUUAAUUUCCAAAACGAAUGAAUAGCUUUAAAGAUUCCGCGAUAAAAGAAAAAAUUUCGAAUGAAAAGAUUUCACAAUUUGGUCAAAUUUGUGAUAAAAAAAAUUUAAAGAUUUCCACAUAAAAAUACAUAUUUAAAGUGGUUUCAGAACACUAGUCCACAUCGGGAAUCUCCAGGUGAAUUUCAUUUCACUGGAAAUAUUUAUUUCUCAUGGAAUUUUGUAUCCUUUCGAACAAGGCAUAAAAAAAGAAGCAUUCUCAUGAAAUCACAGUCAUAUUCUUUGGGGGUCAAUUCGGCUAAAAGCCUGGGGUAAGACAAAUAAGAAAAUUACCCCCCUAAAUUUUAAACUUGAAAUGAAAAUUUUCAGCUCAUUCAAAUGAAUUAAAAAGAAAAUCAAUUUUCCUUUUUUUAUUUUGAAAUUUGUGUACCUACAAUUUAAACUUUUACAACUACAAUUUGAUUUCAAAAACCCAAAACUCAGUCGUGCAUUUUAUUGCAUUAAUUUAUAGAUACUGUUCUGUAAGAAAUAUUUAAACGAAUCUUUAAUUGCAAAUUAUAAAUUAAAAAUUUCCACAAAUUUUGUGUAAUAUUGAAUUUCUUUCACCACGCAAUAGUUGUCAUGUUAAUAAUAUAAAAACAAAAACUUAAGUUCGUCAUACCUAAAAAUUAAUCAAUCACAUAAAAUGUACAUGAAUUACACAUGUUUCAAAAAAAAAAAAAAAUAAAUACAAAAAAUAUAAAAUACUAAAAACUUUUUAGAAUUUAGAACAUAUUUAAAACAAAAAAAAUCACCACGUAGCACCUAAGUAAUAUCGUAAUUCAUUAAGCCGCAUAUUAAAUUCAAAAUAUGCCGAAAUUCAAAACUAAAUGAAAAAAAAAAAUUCUUAAUUUUAAUUAAAUUAUUUAAAAUAAGUUUAAAUGUAAAUUCUUAAAUUAGAAGCUUAUUUCAUAAAUUAAGAAAUACAAAAUUUAUACAAAAAAGAGCAAAACAAAACAAACAAAAAAAUAAAUUAAAAUAAAACGAAAAAGCAUCGAAAUGUAAAUAAAACUAUUUUGUAUUUUGACUGAGACGAAUAUUUUGAAACAAAAUUAAAAACCAAAAAAAAAAAACAACAAACAAAAUCAAGUCGCAAAAUAUAUUUUUAAUUUUUUGUUUCAAACCUUAAACUAAAAUUGUAAGAAAAAUUAAAACAAAAAUUAACAUGCAUAUAUUUUAAUUUAAAAUUUUUAGGCCCUAUAACGGAAACAUAUUUUUGGAUAUAAAAUUAAAUAUUAAAAUUAAAAUUCAGGAAUGUUGGUUGAGUAAAAAAAAGUAAGAAAGAAAAGAAUCAAUCUGCGGAAACGAUGGAAAAUUUUGUGAUCAUGUAAUUUAGGCAAAAAAAAAGAUAAAAAAAUAACUAGAAAUUGAAACUGUUUGCAAUAACUUAAAAAAAAAGAAAGAA